AUGGUUAAAGUUAGUCCGUCAGAUCUCAGUCAGGAGGAACUUGAAAUUGGACUCUUGGACUGGGUUUCUGACGAUGAUGAAGAGUUUGAUAAAUCACAACUAGAUAGGUUUUAUGAACUAGAUCCGCCAGUCACUCUCGAUAAAAGCUUUAAAAGAACCUUAAUGGUUUUGGGAUUACCAGUUGUUGGACCGGAAAAACAUGACAGACUUCGUGAUGUAGUUCGGAAAACAAUAACCAAAGAACUGGAGAAAAAAGGAUGUGAGAUUCAAACGCCGUUUGUAUUGGAGAUACCAACGGAUAACAGUAAGCAGACGAGAGGGUUAGCGUUUUUUACGUUUGGGACUCCAUUUGAGGCGAAUAUGGCCUUGAAGUUCAUAAACAAGUUUAAACUCGACUCAUCUCACGCCUUUAAGGCUAUUUUGUUGGACAACUUCGACAUGAUCGUGAGUGACGACAACAAGUGUGUGCCUCCACUAAAGACCUUUGGCUUUACAAGGGAGGGUAUUAGGGACUGGUGGACUAUGGGAGAACGCAUGAGAGACCAGUUUGUGAUUAGGUAUGCAGACAAAACUGAGGUGUACUGGUUCGACUCAGUCCACAGAGAACCAAAAUUAGCAUACGACGGCUCAAGAGAAAGAGCUGAAGGUAGAAGAGCGUGGGCAGAUCAGAAAGUUGAGUGGAGUCCCAACGGCUCCUAUUUAGCAGUUUACAAGUGGGCAGGAAUAGCUCUUUACGGUGGAAAUAACUUUGAGCUGAAAAUAAGGUUCGAGCAUAAGAAUGUAAAGAACAUACAAUUCUCACCUUGUGAAGAGUAUCUUCUCACCUGGGAUGGGUUAAAGGGUGAGGAUAGGCAUGAAAGGUCCAUUUGUAUUUGGCGGGUUAUCACCGGUGAACUUUUGAGGAGUUUUCCAACACCUUUAAAGUCACCAAAAGGCGGUGAUUUCCCUCAUCUCCUUUGGAAUAGGACUGGAAAAUACAUUGCAAUGUUGAACCAGUUUUCGGAGGGCAGUGAAGUCAUGGUUUACAGACUACCUGAGAUGACACUCAUUGAAGGACCUGAUGGGAAACCAGCACCUCUCAAAUACGCCGCCGAAAAAUUCGAUUGGUCUCCUCAAGACGACAUCCUCUCCGUCGUUAUUCCAGGCUCUUUAGAUACCCCAGCGAGAUUGGUAUUGGUUGAGAUUCCUUCAAGGCGUGAGUUGAGUUCAAGGAACGUGUACAACGUCUGUGAAGUUGCAAUGCACUGGCAUUCGAAAGGCGAUUGCCUAUGCCUAAGGACGACGAUAUCGAAGAAGACUGGAAAGAAGGGCAGGAAGCAGUUUAAUCAGCUUGAAAUAUUCCGUCUGAGAGAAAGAAACAUACCAGUUGAUACAAUACAAAUACAAGAUGCAACUGUUAAACAGUUACACUGGGAAGAAGGCGGAAGUAAGAGAUUUGCGUUGAUUGUUAAGGAUGAGGAGACGAGAAGCCACUCCAUCAGAUUUUACAAGGUCUCUGAUGUCGGAGCUACUAGAGACACUGUCUGGACAACGACAUUUGAUAUUACUUCGCAAUUGAACCAUAUGCAAUGGUCACCAGCGGGAAAUUACUUUGUUCUGGGCGGAUUAGGCGCAGAAGGCUCACUCUUCUUCUGUGCAUUAAACGAUAACGACAAAGUCGACGUGUUGUAUAAGGAUGAGCAUUUUAUGAUGAAUACGAUAAGGUGGAGUAGUUGUGGAAGGUACUUGGCAACAUGUGUGAAUGUGCCGAUGCCUCAACAUAACGCCACAACUUCAGACUCAUUCAGGUAUAGUGCAGAGGCUGGAUAUUGUCUGUGGACGUUCCAGGGCAGACUACUGUUUAAGGACAGGAAGGAGAAUUUUUACAGCUUCGACUUCAGGCCUCACCCAACACCUUUACUCAAGAGGUCGGAAAUUGAAAAGAUUAAGAAGAACCUGAAGGAGUACACCAAGAAGUACGACCUCAUCGAUGAGAAAGAGAGGAAAGAUUACAGAGACUCAUAUUUACAGAAAAGACAAAGUAAUCUCGACGCCUUCAAACAAUUAUACUCAUCACUCCUACAAUGGUACACCUCACAGGAUAAUUAUUUGGAGUUCAAGUCGGGCUGGGAUAAGUUUUUGAACCCGUUGGACUGGGAAGUGACGGACGAUGUAUAUCAGGAAGUGAUAGACAUAAAGGAGGAAGUUUUUGAGUAA
Messenger RNA from Theileria parva strain Muguga, 2196 nucleotides. RefSeq names its product Eukaryotic translation initiation factor eIF2A family protein (gene Eif3b). Gene Ontology annotation, cellular component: eukaryotic translation initiation factor 3 complex. The record is from RefSeq and is a predicted model, not a curated record. Bases 1 to 2196 code for a protein of 731 amino acids. NCBI's taxonomy places the organism in Eukaryota, Apicomplexa, Aconoidasida, Piroplasmida, Theileriidae. The transcript has 11 exons. Gene Ontology annotation, molecular function: translation initiation factor binding; translation initiation factor activity; RNA binding. Gene Ontology annotation, biological process: translational initiation.